Jaculus jaculus (lesser Egyptian jerboa) is the source of this 6295-nucleotide messenger RNA. It is a transcript of the gene Togaram1, whose product is annotated as TOG array regulator of axonemal microtubules 1. Lineage: Eukaryota; Metazoa; Chordata; Mammalia; Rodentia; Dipodidae. Gene Ontology annotation, cellular component: cilium; cytoplasmic microtubule. The record is from RefSeq and is a predicted model, not a curated record. Gene Ontology annotation, molecular function: microtubule binding. Bases 112 to 5427 code for a protein of 1771 amino acids. The transcript is spliced from 21 exons. Gene Ontology annotation, biological process: microtubule cytoskeleton organization.
CAGUUUUCACAUCUUAGCUUGGGGCCUGGAGAGGACCGCGAGGCUGGGCUCCAAUCCAGCCUACGAAGACGGCAAUGGUUCCCUGGAGCAGUCGCUCCCUGACGACCCUCCAUGGCGGCUGCGCCGUUGGAGCUGCUCCCGCUGCCGCCCCUGCCCACCCGUGGUGCCUGUCGCCUCCAGAGCCGCGCUGCUCCUUCGGCCCCAGAGACUGAUGCUGGUCGACCUGGGGGCGCGAUGAGAGGAGAGAAAAACCUUUACUGCCGGGGAGCUGCCGGGGACCCCGGUUCCUGUCCGCCCACCCCGUCGCCCCUGGCCUCAACCCUAGUGCUGCCCGCCGAGGCGGUGUCGGGUAGCUGGUCCGGGCCCGGCGCUGGUUUGUCUGCGGGAGAGGAAGAGGAGACUCGGCUUCUGCAGCUCCUGCGCUCCGCCCCGGAUCCUUCCGAGGCCUUUCAGGCGCUGCAGGCUGCUCUGCCGCGGCGGGGCGCCCGCCUGGGCUUUCCCCGACGCCGGGAAGCCUUGUAUCGGGCGCUGGGCCGAGUGCUCGUGGAAGGGGGCAGCGAUGAGAAGAGACUCUGCUUGCAGCUCCUCUCGGACGUCCUGCGCGGCCAGGGGGAGGCCGGCCAGCUGGAAGAGGCCUUCAGCUUAGCGCUUCUGCCCCAACUAGUCGUCUCCUUGCGAGAAGAGAAUCCUGCCCUGAGGAAGGAUGCGCUGCAGAUCCUGCACAUCUGUCUGAAACGCAGUUCUGGACAGGUGCUGAGAACGCUUAUCGAAGGUCUGGAAAGUACGGAUGCCCGGCUUAGGGCUUCCACCGCGCUACUGCUCCCUGUCUUGCUUACUCCCGAGGAUUUGCUGCUGGGCUUGGAUCUCACUGAGGUAAUCAUAUCUCUAGCCCGAAAGCUUAGCGAUCAGGAGAUGGAAGAAGAAUCCGAGAUCGCUUUCUCCACACUUCAACAAAUUGGGGAGCGGCUUGGCCAAGAAAGGUUUCAAUCCUAUAUCUCUCGAUUGCCGUCUGCCCUGAGGAGACACUACAAUCGCCGACUGGAGUCCCAAUUUGGAAGUCACGUUCCUUACUAUUUGGAACUACAAGCCUGUGGGUUUUCUGACGAUCCGGCCCCCUGUGUGGUGCCUGUUUCUAAUAGCAAUCUUAAAUUUGGAAUUAUUCCUCAGGAGCUGCAUGCAAGAUUGCUGGAUCAGGAAGACUAUAAGAACCGGACUCAGGCCGUUGAAGAAUUGAAACAGUUGCUGGGAAAAUUUAGCCCUAAUUCUACCCCUCAUUCUAGUCUGGUUGGUUUCAUUAGCUUGUUGUAUAAUUUGUUAGAUGAUUCUAAUUUCAAAGUGGUCCAUGGCACACUUCAAGUUCUGCAUUUACUGGUUAUUCGCCUUGGAGAGCAGGUACAACAGUUCUUGGGUCCAGUUAUAGCCGCUUCUGUCAAAGUGCUGGCUGACAACAAGUUGGUGAUCAAACAGGAAUACAUGAAAAUCUUCCUAAAGCUAAUGAAAGAAGUAGGUCCUCAGCAGGUGCUUUGUCUACUCCUGGAAAAUCUUAAACAUAAGCAUUCUAGGGUUAGAGAGGAGGUGGUGAACAUUUGCAUCUGCUCCCUCCUGACCUAUCCCAGUGAGGAUUUUGACUUACCCAAACUGUCUUUUGAUCUUGCCCCAGCUCUUGUAGAUAGCAAACGCAGGGUCCGCCAAGCAGCUCUGGAAGCCUUUGCUGUGUUGGCAUCAUCUAUGGGCUCAGGUAAAACCAGUGUCCUCUUUAAAGCUGUAGAUACUGUUGAAUUGCAAGAUAAUGGAGAUGGUGUGAUGAAUGCUGUGCAGGCCAGACUGGCUAGAAAGACCCUCCCCAGGCUAACAGAACAAGGAUUUGUGGAGUAUGCAAUACUCAUGCCCUCUUCUGCGCAGUGUAGAUCAAGUCAUUUGGCACAUGGAGCAGACACAGACUGGCUUUUGUCUGGUAACAGAACUCAGAGUGCCCAUUGUUACUGUGGUGACCCUACGAGGGAUAGUGUGCAGUUGUAUGGAUCUUACAGCCCAACUAUCUGUACCCGAAGGGUAGUAAGUGCAGGAAAAGGAAAAAAUAAAUUACCAUGGGAAAAUGAGCAGCCUGGAGUCAUGGGCGAAAACGAGACCUUCAAUUCCAAGAAUACAGAGCAGUUUUCGACUUGUGAUCUCAUCUCAUCUCCAAAAUUAAAGCACACUCAAGGAAUGCCAGCCAAUGAUGAUUUAUGUUUUAGCAGAAAAAGAGUUUCACGGAACUUAUUUCAAAAUAACCGGGAUUUUACAGAUUCUCUUCCUAUAUGUGCCACUGGUAAUACAGGGAUUCAUCAAACUAAUCUUCCUGGGAAAUGUGGACAAGUUGGAUUUGCACAGAUGUGUGGCAAAGCUGGCAGUGUGGGUUCUAACUUACAGUUCCUGGGGACAUCUAACAAUCAUCAAGAUAAAGUGUUUACUAGCCUAAAUUUUGGCAAUAAGGCACAACAAACAUUUGGUAGUCAAACAGAACAUACUUCAUCAUACUCUGGAUCAACUCCAAGCUCAGGACCCUUUGUCCUUCCAUCCUAUCCUCUAUCAUCACCUCGAACUAGUCCAAAGCAUACAUCUCCUCUUUCUAUAUCUCCAAAGAAGUCUCAAGACAAUACUACGAAUUUCUCAAAUUCCUGGCCUCUGAAAAGCUUUGAAGGACUGUCAAAGCCAAUUCCACAGAAAAAGCUUGUCAGCCAAAAAUCAUCUGAGCCCACAGGAGAAAAUUCUCAAGAAAAACCUACUCCAGUUCAACUUAUACCUGCCUUGGUGAGAUCACCAUCUUCACGGAGGGGCCUAAAUGGGACAAAGCCUGUCCCUCCCAUCCCAAGGGGAGUGAGCCUUUUGCCUGGUAAAGCUGAUUUAAGCACACUGGGAAAGAAGAAGAAAGAGCCUGAUGAUAUUUGGAAGAGUGAAAAAGAUAGUCUUACAAUUGAUCUUUCUGGAUUACAUUUCAGAGAUAAAGAUUUGGAUCAAGAAGAGAUGCAGAGCUCUCUCAGGUCCCUUCGUAACAGUGCAGCUAAGAAAAGAGCUAAGCUGAGUGGCAGCACUUCUGAUAUAGAGAGCCCUGAUUCUGCCCUGAAGCUUGAUCUGACCAUGGACUCCCCAUCGCGCUGCUCCUCUCCCAACAUCAGCUCUUACAGUGAAAGUGGAGUGUAUAGCCAAGAGUCACUGACAUCUUCUCUCUCUACGACUCCCCAGGGGAAGAGAAUAAUGUCAGACAUAUUUCCAACAUUUGGAUCAAAACCUUGUUCAACAAGAAUUUCUUCUGCAAAGAAUAAAAACUCUUCUGCUGAACAAAGCCCCAGUGCAGGAUUUACAAGGUCAUCAAAUUUCCAGCAAAUUUCUAGCUUUGAUAUCACAUCCACAAAUACCUUAGCAGAAGAUUCAGUAGUGGUUGUUGGAAAAGGUGUAUUUGGAAAUCCAAAUUCAGUACCAGCAACUUGCAACCAACCAGUGAUAUCUUCUGUGGAAAGCAGAGACACAGUUUCAGUUAUUAAACAGAAUAUUGAUCCACCAUCAGGGAUUUUUGGAAGAGCAGUCCAACAAAAUAUUCCAUCAUAUGUUGAUAUUGAACAUGACAAAAAUACGAAAGUUUCUAUUUCAAAAUCUACUUAUGACAAGAUGAGACAAAAGAGAAAAGAAGAAAAAGAACUCUGUGAUUCUAGAGGUUGUGAAAGGAAAGAACAGAAUCCCUGGGAACAAAUGAAACAAACAGGGACUGAGAAAAUGCUAUCUGAAAGUGAAGUAUGUCCUGGAGUCAUUCCACAGUAUAAAGAAAGGAUGACUUCUGCUGCUCAUAGUCCAGAAAUAAUGGAUUCAUUGGAACUACGGCCUUUUUCCAAACCAGAAGUAGCACUGACAGAAGCCUUAAGGCUUUUAGCUGAUGAGGACUGGGAGAAGAAAAUUGAAGGCCUCAACUUUAUCAGAUGUUUAGCUGCUUAUCAUUCUGAGAUAUUGAACACAAAGUUACAUGAAACGAAUUUUGCAGUAAUUCAAGAGGUAAAAAAUUUACGGUCUGGAGUUUCUCGUGCUGCUGUGGUCUGUUUAAGUGAUCUUUUCACGUAUCUAAAGAAGGGCAUGGACCAAGAACUCGAUAUGACAGUAAGAGUUUUAUUGCACAAGGCUGGAGAAUCGAAUACAUUUAUAAGAGAAGAUGUGGACAAGGCACUGAGAUCUAUGGUUAAUAAUGUAACUCCUGCACGAGCUGCUGUUUCUCUUAUCAAUGGAGGACAAAGCCAUUUACACAUUGCAGUUAGAAAAUGUACAGCCCAGCAUUUAUCCGAUGUGAUAGAAUUUAUGGAACCAGAGCGGAUUCUAUCUGGAACAAAGGAUAUAGCUGAACGUUUAUUACCUGCUGCUGCCAAGUUUGCUCAAGACAGCUCACAAGAAACCAGGUAUUAUGGUCGAAAGAUGCUUUUCCUCAUGAUGUGUCAUCCUAACUUUGAGAAAAUGCUUGAAAAGUUUGUCCCAUCAAAAGAUUUGCCAUAUAUUAAAGAAUCUGUUAAAAACUUACGACAAAAGGGUUUGGGUGAGAUACCAAUGGAAACUCCUUCAGCAAAAGGAAAGCGCUCACAUGCUGGCAGCAUUGGCAAUGCAAGAUCUUCUUCUGUUUCUAGAGAUACUUUCAGUCCGGCUGAAAGAGAGGUAACUGAAGUUCAUGAAGUCCCCAGAAAAUCAGGUCCUCGUAAUUCCUUAGAAAGUGCUGAGUACAUUAAAGUCAUAACAAGCUUAUUAAAUGCAAAAGACUUUCGUGACCGUAUUAGUGGAAUUAAACAACUUUUAUCAGAUACUGAAAAUAAUCAUGAGCUUGUUGUUGGGAACAUUGUGAAGAUCUUUGAUGCUUUUAAAUCUCGACUUCAUGAUUCUAAUAGUAAAGUAAAUCUGGUGGCUCUAGAAACAAUGCAUAAGAUGAUCCCUUUACUCAGAGACAACUUAUCUCCCAUAAUCAACAUGUUGAUUCCAGCAAUUGUGGAUAACAAUCUGAACUCCAAGAAUCCAGGCAUCUAUGCUGCUGCCACCAAUGUGGUUCAGGCCCUGAGUCAACAUGUAGACAAUUACUUACUUCUACAGCCAUUUUGCACAAAAGCUCAGUUUUUAAAUGGAAAAGCAAAACAAGAUAUGACAGAAAAACUUGCUGACAUUGUCAUGGAGCUGUACCAAAGGAAGCCUCAUGCCACAGAACAGAAGGUGCUAGUGGUCUUGUGGCACCUCUUAGGGAACAUGACGAACAGUGGCUCUCUGCCUGGAGCUGGGGGAAAUAUACGAACAGCCACAGCUAAGUUAUCCAAAGCACUUUUUUCACAAAUGGGUCAGAAUCUUCUAAAUCAGGCUGCGUCUCAACCCCCACACAUCAAAAAGAGUUUAGAGGAAUUGCUUGAUAUGACAGUUUUAAAUGAACUAUGAAUUUUUGAUGAAAUAAUGGUAUGAUGAAUAGUUUACAUGAUGACAAAUGAGAUGAGACUUUUCCCAAGUUACAUUUGAGUGCCUGCAUUUCCUGUCCAGUAAAUUAUGUCAAUGGCUAUUUUUAUUUGCAGCCACGCAUAUAUGUCUCUCUUGCAUCAACCCUGCCACUUAUAGCCAUCACAUAAAAUUCCAUUGUAAUUAAGAUAACCUAAUAGUCAUGAAAUCUGAGGCACAUGGAAUGAAUUCAGUUUUAAUGUUUUUGAGACAAAUCCUGCUCAUUUGCACUAUUCUAUAGAAACUGCAACUUGUUGCCCUAUAUGUACAAUUAGAUUUGUAAUUAAAAUAUAAUUUUUAUUAUGUAAUCAUGUUCUGCUAUGUCUCAUUACUCUGCCUUGUUUUAUGAUGUGGUGGAAAAGUCAUACAGCUAUGUUAUCACAAAGUUGAGUUUUGUGUGCUAUUUGUGAAUAACAGGUUUCUGAAUCAGUCUGUGAAUAUGGUUCUGCAGUAUUAGCUUGCUAUUGCUGCUGCGUUGAUAUAUUUGCUAACUUUUGGGGUUUAAUCAUCAGCAUAAUUGUGAAAUUUAACAAGAUAUAAUAAAGCAUGAUGACCAAAGGUUUAAAAAAUGUUAAACAUUUAAAUGCACGUUUAAGAAACGUGUCGAAUGUAACUUUCUUAUCUUUGUGUGCAGACAUUAAAUUUUAUUUCUGUAUGUCCAUUGAUAAAGGUGUUAUUUUGCUGCCCAGUUGUGUAAUUCUCAAAAAAUAGUGCCAGGUCUUCUAUAGUUUUCUCAGAAUUCUUGGGCUUACAAGUACUGUAUGCAUCUUAAAGAAGAAAAGGAAUGUUAUAAAAUAAAGGAUUUAUUUCUGUA